CGCGCGACCAAUAAUUGCGGGGGGCGGCAGAGGCGUAGAAAAACGACGUCUUCUCCCGUAAAACUGUUUGAGGUGCAGUUAGAUCCCCGCGUCUUGGCAGAUCAGAGUCAUGGGAGACAGAGUGAUCGUGCUCGUAAAGGAGGAUCGGACACCGAACCACUGCCUCCACUGCAUCAUUACUCUGUUCUGCCCCUGGUGGAUCAUCAUAUGGCUGUGCGCCUGCUGUAUGUACGGAUGCUGAUGGAGCGAUUAUAACUACUCAUUGAGACCCUUCGUAUAUCUUUGUUCCGGUUUUAAUUUUGUUAAUAACCUUUGUGAAAAUCGUCCUUUUUCAAGUAUGGUUAGCUACACAAGCCCAUACUUGGGCUCACACCCAAGG
Molecule: messenger RNA, 379 nt
Organism: Geodia barretti
Lineage: Eukaryota; Metazoa; Porifera; Demospongiae; Tetractinellida; Geodiidae
Source: the annotation of a GenBank genome assembly